Molecule: messenger RNA, 7703 nt
Organism: Maniola jurtina (meadow brown)
Lineage: Eukaryota; Metazoa; Arthropoda; Insecta; Lepidoptera; Nymphalidae
Gene: Hsf
Product: heat shock factor protein
Exons: 11
Coding region: 144-2240 (698 amino acids)
Biological process (GO): regulation of DNA-templated transcription
Molecular function (GO): sequence-specific DNA binding; DNA-binding transcription factor activity
Source: RefSeq, a predicted model, not a curated record
CUAUAAAAUACAUUUGUGAAUGUGUUAGUAAAUUAAAUGGCGACUUGUGAAUAGAGACGUAUUUCAACAAAAUAUCGUUUACAGAGAUUUACAGAACCUAUAAAUAAUUACUGUGCAUAAAAUAUUACACUGAAUAAUCUAAAAUGCGUUCAGUGGUGGAAAUUGGGGCUAGUGUCCCAGCAUUUUUGGGAAAAUUAUGGAAAUUGGUUAAUGAUUCAGAGACCAAUCAUUUGAUAUCAUGGAGCCCUGGUGGGAAAACUUUUGUUAUAAAGAAUCAAGCAGACUUUGCCAGAGAACUGUUACCACUUUAUUACAAACAUAACAAUAUGGCCAGCUUUAUUAGGCAAUUGAAUAUGUAUGGAUUCCAUAAAAUAACAUCUGUUGAAAAUGGUGGCUUAAGAUAUGAAAAAGAUGAGAUAGAAUUUUGUCACCCAUGCUUCAUGCGAGGCCAUGCCUAUCUAUUAGAGCAUAUUAAAAGGAAGAUUGCAAAUCCCAAGUCACUAGUAGCAAGCAAUGAAAGUGGCGAGAAAAUUCUCCUAAAGCCUGAGCUCAUGAACAAAGUAUUAGCAGAUGUAAAACAAAUGAAAGGCAAACAAGAGAGUCUUGAUGCUAAGUUUAGUGCAAUGAAGCAGGAAAAUGAAGCUCUAUGGAGGGAGGUUGCUAUUCUACGGCAGAAGCAUAUCAAGCAACAGCAAAUUGUAAACAAUCUAAUACAAUUCUUGAUGUCCCUCGUGCAACCAACAAGGGCUCCCAACUCAAGCAGCAAUAACGUAGGAGUUAAACGGCCGUACCAAUUGAUGAUAAACAACGCUGCUCACAACUCUGCAAAUGAAAGCGGUUACCCGGGCAAGCUGAAGAAUAUUAAGCUAGACAAAGAUGCCUUGUUGGAAGAAUUGGCAGAUGAUAAUCUGGAGGAUGGACCAACCAUUCAUGAGCUUGCCCACGAUGACAUCUUACACAAUGAAGCAUCCCAGGAUUCGCUGGAUCCAUCUAGAUAUGUGUAUAUAUCUGUGUUGGAUUCUGACAACAACCAAACAUCAAACUCUCGCAAAAACGCUGAUCCAGAACAAUAUCAUGUCACAAUGGAGGAUGGUGAUGACACAGAAGCAGCAAACAAUACAAACAACUACUUGAGGAUACCUGACACUCCACCUAUAGUGUCAUCCCCAUCUCCUACAUUGACGUCACAAUCUCCUGUAACCAACCCAUCUAUAGAACAACUCAUGAACAAUGUAAACACAUCCCCCGGUACAUCCAAAUCAAAGACGAGAAACAGUGGACCGAAAAUUGUGUCAGGGAGUGUAAAGACCUUACUCUCACCCAGCAAUUUCCAUUUAAUACAACCUUCGGCAGACUUCAAGCUCCCCGCUGAAAUAUUUGCAAGCGACGACUCAGUUAGCGAUGCUGGUGUCAAUACAGCCGAUGAAAUAAACACACUUUCAGAGAACAUACUCAGUGGGGAACAAACCACUAAAGAUAAAAUGUUUGGAGGCAUUAAUAUUAAGGUAGAGAAUAAUGGCAAAACAAACAGCAAACUUGCAAAGAAAGCAAAGAAACAUACGGAGGAAAACACAUGCACCUUAAACCUAGCAGACAUUAAGACAGAACUGCAAGAUGAUUUGGAUUGGAGCAAUAUGUCAUUGGCUACCUUGAGCAAUAAUGCCAGUGUCAAUAGGUUACAAGCUAUGUGUAGGAGGGAUAACAUCAGUCAAAAUCGGGAAGAAUUUCCUUCCCACUUUGGAUCAAAUUUACACAACAACAAGAAUGACAUUGACGAUCAUUUAGAUACGAUGCAAACAGACUUGGAUUCACUCAGAGAGCUGCUCAGAAGUGACACCUACUCUUUGGACACCAACACCUUGCUAGGGAUUGAACAAAGUGUAAGACCAGUUUCUCACCAUACCAAAGACAAUCUUUUCGGAUCAGACGAUCCAUUCUAUGGGCUUGCUUACAAUACGUCGGACGAACGGGCUAAGACUAGCAACAAUGCGAAGAAGCUGAAAAGUGAGAUUUCGAAUGUAAGCGGCGACGAAAUUCGCAACCAAAGCCCGUUUAGCGAGGACGAUGCUGAAGGGAAUCAGCUAAUAUCGUAUACAGGGAAUAUUCCAGACUUUGGGGAUAUAAGUAUGCCCGACCUGGACGGCGAGAAUUCCCAGGAGGAGUGCAUGUCGCCGAGUAGCUCUGUGCUCAACACGCCGCAGGUGACGCUCAGCUCGCCCGCCUACCCCGCGCGCCCUUGAACUGGUAACCACCGGAAACGACGGGAAGCGGCCUUUCACGCGCACAUACAGCGAUCGCAAAACAAGUAGUCCAAUCUGAAGUUGCAACAUGCUUUACGCAAGUAGACUAGUAUAAAUACACAAGCCCGACUGAGAUCUGUUUUUGUACAAUGCGCAGCCAUACGCCUUGUGUUCAUGUUGAAGUACUUGUUUUACUCGCACUAUAUACUAUGCGUUUCAAAUGUAAGGAUCAUUGGUAAGGUACAGUAAUCGACCGCACCGCGUGAGUGGAACGCCUUCAGUACCCUCAGUAUGAGAGUUUAAUUCUCACCAACGUUGAUAGUAUUUCAGAGUCGAAACACUUUAGCGUUAAAGUAAAAUAGCCCUUAACUACUUCGUUUUUAUGCUCAAGUAUGUACAUUUAUUCACAGCCAGCGCUCCAAACGGAAAAGGUGCUAAAUUAAAAUCAAUGGCACUGAAUUUUUGACUUUAAAGUUUAAACCAAGUGACUUUAGAUCCAUUUUACUUUGACGUUAUUUUGUUUCGACCCUCGAAUACUAUCGAAAUUGGUGAGAAGUAAAAUCUUAUACUAAAGGUAGGUACAGGUCACAGCGCGCAUAGUUCGUCAUUUCAAAUAAUGUCAGGGUUUUCACAGUUGAAACGCAUAGUAGGUAUAGAACUAUAUUGAUGCUAAUUCGGACUACACAAAUCUCGUGACUAAAACACUGAGUACAAUCCAACUGGCAGGUUAGCAAAUGUCAUUAUAAAAAAGUUUAGUUUUGAGAUUUGUGUUCAACCGAAUGAGCUCUAUUGCUCGUCGAAUAAUUUAGCAUAAGUAGGCGUGUUCACACCGAACACGACUGUAAAGUCUGUUCACUAACAUAAUGAUUGAAAAUACAAACAUGAAAAAAGUUACCUAACUUUUGUUUAUUUUUCAUGUUUGUAUUUUAUUCCAAUAACCAUAAGAAUAAUAUAGUCUUAGACAAGAAAACAUUUAUUUAACAAACAAUAAAUUAAUAAAAUAAAAGGAAAAUAAUAAGUGCUUUUGCGGGUUUAGCGACACUAUGUUAGCGAACAGACUUUACGGCAUACAGUGACCGGUUUCUUUGGCUGACGAAAUGGUGCUCGAGGGAAUUUCUACCGCGCGGGUGAACGCAAUUGGUUGAUCAGUCUGUUCUGGUUUCCCGCGUUGCUUUCGUUUUCUCCCGCUACACAGUUUUAGCUCAAGAUAUUUGCCGGUCACUGUAUGAGACGUGAACUUGCCUCAGGGUAGUUCGGCUAAGGUUUAAGCCAAUAUGCGUCUGAACAACCCUGAGGCUUUUGGCUUGCGAGGCUACCGUCCGAUGUGGAACGCCAAAUAGAAUUCACGUAUUUUUUUUCUGAACUGAUUAAUUAGUUUGUAUAGCGUAGUAUUUCGUUUACUCGUAUUUUUUAAAAAUUGUGUUGCGUAUAUACUAUCGUGUUAAAAAUACGCAAGUAUUUCUGGUAUAUCCUAUAUUUCAAGCUUAGUUAUCAAACGUGGAUCGGUUCGAUUACAUGCGAUAUAACUUUUAGACCGAUAAGAGUGGAUACGCAUUUAAAAAUAUUUAUUAUUUUAUUCCAUUAUAAAAACAUAAUAGGUAUAUUAAAUGUAUCUACCAUCUGAUAGAUAUUUCACUUGUGGUUCUAUAGAAUUUUUAUGGCGAUUGAAAUAGUGGUAUAAUAGCUUCUUUUGCUGUUUUGGUGCCUUAGGCGUAACGCACACCGGCAGAGCCGAGACGCGGUGUCUUUUUUUGAUGACAACUCAAACUAAGCUUUAUUUCUUUGGCGUAAGGGCGGCGUUGCGCUUGUUGUUUUAUAUUACAUUGCAAAAUAUUUCAGAUACCAGGUUGGUAUGUCAAAGUAUAUAAAGCUGAAUUUAGAUGUUUAUCAAAAUGACUACUUCAUUCCACUCCGUCUGUCUGCGUUUGCCCUUAAUCUCGAAUCUCUUACGCGUGAUUCAUAUUUUUAUACGAUUCAUAAACAGGUUAUUUGACAGUGUGGCCAAUUUUGUACACAAUCUUUAAACUAAAAUGACAAGCUCUAAAAUGUUGCUAUCAAUUUCAUAAUGCUGCUUCAGGAAAACGUAGCACAGGUUUAGACCUGUCAAUUUGGUUUAGUGGCUGUGUAUAAUAAAUUGGCCACAAUAUUGUAUCAGUCGCGCAUUUUUGUCAUCCCGGUACAUUAUACAUAGCAGUGUAUUAUUAGUGGUAUAACUCGUGCCAUCUAUACAAGUAGAACGAUUUCAACUCUUGUAAAACUUUUCGUUCGUUUUAUCAUCGACUGUGAAUUGGCAACUGUGAAUUUUAACAAGUUUAUUUACUUUAUUUCUCUUCGUUAUUAUUUAUUUGGAGGAAAAACUAAUUUCAAUCGUGAUUUUAUAAUAUGCUUGCCAGUGUAGAUAAAGCCUCCUAGUGUAAGUGCUUUUCAAAUUUUUGUUCCAAGCUAGCUAUACCUACCUAAAGUGAAAUCGUCAAAGUUUGAGAUAGGACAUGUUGCCAGUUCACAGUCGGUAUAGAGAAAUAAACCGUAAUAUAAAUACAAUUACUCUUCAUUCAUUCAUUCAUUCAUCAACACCAACACUCCAGCACUAUAUUUACCUACAAGUCCACUGAAUGUUGGCAUGAGUCUGCUCUGGGUCAAAUCCAAAACACUAGUGAUCCAAAAGAUUGGUGCUCGGGCUCCUAUUACGCUCUCUUGCCCUGGUAACCAUUUAGAUAUUUUAUGAUUUAGAUUCAAGGUAUAUAAAACAAUUUGGGCAGCUUUUUAUACAAAAAAGCGAACAAUAAGUAUCUUUUGACUGUUUUAUUUUUGGCAUUUGUCAUAGCAGAGUUCAAAAGAAUCACUUAAGAUUUAGUUGGUAUUUCAGUUGUGAAAAAUCUCAAAUUCUAUUAAUAAAAUAGGUAGGUACCGAAACUUGUGUAGGGAAUGUUAUUUUUCCUUUUAAACCACUUACGAUGAAGAAUAAGAACAAAUUCAGUUUAAACUAGAUUUAGAAUGAAGUUAUCAUUUGGUUGUCAAUCUCUAAAUUGACAGGCCAAUCAGGACAGAAAAUUAAUUCAAUCUCAUUCUACGGAACACAUGGUUAAUUCUGUUGUACACAGUCUAAACGUUUCACUGACAGUUAUUUUAUUGCUAUCUCUUUCAUGAUACUUCUUCCGAAAAAGUUUAGCACUAGAUUUAGAUCUGUCAAUUUAGUUUAGAGUUUAAGUACAACAUAAUUAGCCACGUUGUAAAAUACAAUACUGUCAAUUUAGUUUAGAGAUUAUGUACAAUCAAUUAUACUAAUAAUAUUACAUUAGUCUAUUGACUAAUCUGAGGUUGAGAAUGAGAUCCAUAGAGCGCACUUUGACUUUGCUUAGACCCAAGACACUGUCAAAACCAGACAGCGCUAAUACUUCUGACAUAAAAACGUCUCGUUUUAAGGUGGAUGCGACGGGUCUGCCCGCAAAAUUGUACUGCUAUUGGCGCAAUUAAAGUGUCAUAAGGCUUCUUUGUCGUAUUAAUUUACAAAUUGCGAAAAACCAAAUUAAAUCAUGUACCUUAACUGAAGCUUUAGUCUGAGAAAAGUCAAAGUACGCUCUAUAGAUAUGAGCCUUAUAUUGUAUGAUCGAUCUUCGUAAAACGCGUGAUCUCCGUGAAUAUCUACAAAAUAUUUAAAAAAAUAAAAUUGUUAUCAACAGACUGUAAUUGAAUAAUUAAUUGUUUUUAAAUACAUCACAACAAAUUGAAAAUAAGGCAAUGUGGCUAAUUCGGUUGUACUCGAUCUCAUAACUUAACUAAAUUGCUAGAUUUAAGUUUAGUGCUCUCCAUUUCUAUAGAGAGCAUAAUGAAAGGGUUAGCAAAAAAUUGAGGCCUGCCGUUUUAGUUUAGAGAUUGUGCAAUUAACUCGACAGAAUUACUCACAAUGUGGCUAAUUCUGUCGUAAACUAAAACUAAGGUCUAAAUACAGGGUGUAACCACAACGCUAGCAAAAAUACUACCUUAGCAAAAUACAGCGCCGAUAACCAUUUGCCUUAUUUUGUAGUUUUAGUAUUUUUCAAACCAACCGGCAUUUAGUGACAGCGAAUAGUCCUUCCUGUUUUGUAUUAUGUAUAGCGUGCAAAAUUCGGGUCAAUGUCCCACCCUACGACGUGGCAUUGACUUCGAGUGACCUGUUUACGGAACGUUCGUUUAUUUCUAGCGUCAGUCAGAUGUUUUAUUUGCAAUACAUAUAUUGUGAACUUUAAAAAAAAUACAGAAUUUUUAAUCUUUUUUUUCGUACUUUUUAUGGUAUCUUAUCAAUAAUCAUCCAUACUAUCAGCUGUCUUCGUUUUUGCAAGCGUUCUGGUUACACCCUUAUAAUGCUAUUCCUUUUCAUAAUGCUCCCUGCGGAAAAGGAUAACACUAGAUUUAGAUCUGUAGCGUUCAGACUGUGUACAACAGAAUUAGCCACAUUGUAUUAACUUAAGAUAAUAUAGGCUUGAAUAACCUAUAGAAUAUUAUUGUUAUUGCCUACUUUUAGCAGUGCAGUGGAUACCUAGGUCUGUAUUAUUUUGGCGUUAAAUUAACGUUAUUUAUUCAUCCACAUAAACAGUCAGUCCCUUUAGGAACUAUUGCACUACAUAAUAUAAUUAUAUUACAAAAUACUUAUUGGGUAAACACUGGUAAGUUGUUAAAAUCUGAAUUUAAAUAUGUUGUUAUUAUUGUGUGUACAUACUUAUAUAGUUUUAUUCAUUUAAGUAAAUGUGUUUAAAAAAUGUUUGCCGCUGUUUAUAAUGUGUUACUGUGAGUGGAUACAAUUAUUUAAGAUCCACUUAACACCCUGUGUAAAUGAGUUUAACAUUGGUAUGCUGCAAGUUGUAGGUGUGAAAAUGCAUUUGUAAUUGAACUAACGGAUUUAUUGAACCUAAUUCAAAACACAAAGCCUAUUUUGUUUAAGUAAGCAUAAUGUCUCAGUGGAUUGUUUUCUUUAAGGGGCAUGAGACGGGCCUGCCCGCGAAACUCAAAUUUAAUUUGGUUUUUCGCAAUUUGUAAAUUUCGCGGGCAGGCCCGUCGCUUCCACCUACAUUCAUAAUAUAUUUUUUAGUAAAACUGUAUUUUCGUUCUGACUCAGUUGUACACAAUUUUAUUGGUGCAAAAGUUUAUACUUUUAGACCAUUUAAUUUAGUUAAGGGAUUGUGUACAACCGAAUUAGCACCAUUAAAAUUAAAAAAUUAGUUGCAUUUAGACAUUACUUUUUCGAAAAAUAUUACCUAUAGAGAUUGUACGAAACCAGUGGUAGCUAACUGCCGCAAUUUUUACAGUACCUAAUUCAUCAGAACCGUUAUAGCUUAAUCUUUGUUUUACAACUUAUAUUGUGGCUAGUUCUCUUAUACACAUCUAUAAACUAAACUAAAAUGACGGAUCUAAAUCCUAUAUUGCUACUUUUUCCAUAACUAUACUACCUGCGAAAAAGGAUAGCCUAUGAUUAAUUUUUUUUUUUUU